AUGGCCCUGCCGCAGCCUGUUCUUGGACGAACAUGGGGUCCUCAAGCGCCGGAUCCCACCACGCAACGCGACGUCCUGGCCGUCGCAAGAAAAGUCCAAGCAGCAAAACGCCGUGCAGAGGACGGCGGACGAACACAGCGACUUCAACAACCACCCGCCCGUGCCAACUCGCUGCGCCGCGUCAAGGACUCCAGGGAACAGCUGCGCACCACCAGAGCGCGCGGCACUAGCAACGCAACGACCGACUCCACACCGAGUACGGCGCCCGGCCGAUCGUUCACCGUCGCCAACAUCAACAACGGCAUCAUCUACCUGAGGCCUUCGGUACGCCCUGCACAUCAGCGCGCCCGCCCGCUGCCAGAGCCCAUCUUCCCGCAGACACCGCCCGACAGUGCCACGCUCGACUCCCAGGCACGACCGACGAGCGAUGGCUGGGAGAAGAGUGUGUUCGAGGCCAGAACACCCACCCGCACCGACUUUGUCCUACCUCCCCUGCCGACAGAAGUGAAGACGGACGAUGAUAUCAAGCUCUCGCGGCCCGCGUACCUCGACUCGUCCCCUCCGCCCCCGCCACACCACACCCGCUCGCGAUCCUUUUCCACCGUCGACGAACACACUGUGAGCUCGCAAAGCUUCGAGCCAGGUACUUUCAAGGUGGUGAUUGACCGCUCCGGACGCCCCAAGACCGCCGACACCGAGACCACGCCCAUACUUGAGGUCCCCAUCCCAUCAUAUCGGCUAGGCACGCCGCGUUUUAGUGCUCGAGGAACGGCUAUCCUGCGCAGUUCGGUCUACACGAACGCUACGGCAACAGAGGAUUAUAGAUCGUCCUUCUUGACCCCACAACGUGCGACCCACUCGUUCCUUUCGUCCCGUACACGAUCCGACGUUUAUUCGCCCAACUCCUUCAACUUCCGCGCCACUAUGGACCUGAGGCCUCCGCUGCCUUCGUCUGAGCCCUCUUCAGCCCGCAUCUCUAAGCUCCCAAUUGGGCCCCAGAUCUACGAUUUGCUCACUGUAAACCCCGACGAUAAUGCUGUUGUUCGCUUCUCUCCGAAUGGAGACAUUCUCGCAGCCACGCCUUCGCGACUGAUUGCACACAUUACCUCACCCAGUUUCCUCGACUACGAACUGCUAUCUGACUUCUUUCUCACGUUUCGCUCGUUUCUUGUCAGCCGCGAACUGGUCGCUUACCUUUUGUCACGCCUCAGAUGGGCUGUGAACCGACAGGAUGACUUCGGCCGCAUCGUCCGCGUACGUACCUUCGUUGCUCUACGACAUUGGAUUCUCAACUACUUCGUGGAUGAUUUUGUGCCAAAAUAUCGAUUACGAGUGUACUUCUGUGAGCUGGUGAACGGGCUGUACAGAGACCUUAAAGCCCGUGAAGAUGGAGGUAGAGGGGAUAUCAAGAUCAUUGGCGAGUUGAAAAAAUGCUGGAGAAGAACAUGCGCCCUGUAUUGGGAAGGUGAUGAUCGUAUUGGUCAGGACGGAGCAGACGAAGAUCUUCAGCCGGGUGGGAAACCAGGAUCACUGGCAUCCGUGGACGAAAACGCGUUCACUACUGCCUUGCCAUCCACUCCUCCUCGAGAUCCCGCUCCCCGCCAGGUCAGCGCACAGACCAAACCAGAAACCAUUGGAUCGAACCCGAGCGACCAAUUCGCCAGCAAACACAUGGACUGGGCUCACAGAGCUCGACACACGCCUCAAAAUAGCUUGAGCUCUCCAUACAUCCCUUCACAAGUAGAAGACGGCGUCAGGGUACCUUUAUCGCCUGAGAGUGAACGCAGCAUGCAAGUCUUGUCUUGCUCUAUCCCAAUGAGAGGCUUGAACAAACCAGAACCGGCAAAAGAUGUACCCUUGUAUGCAUAUCCUGUCCCGCAUCCAGUAACCGCAGCUCCAUCACGCCGUACAGCCAGCCCGCAGCAACAUUCUCCUGCAAAACAACCAAAUAGACCAUCUCAUGGCCACAAACGUAGUGGUAGCUUUUCAGACGCCCUGCGCGACAACAGAACGCAUCUUUCGUUUCCAAAGAGCACAACUUCAGACGGGGACAUUACAACGGUCGAUAUAACAACGAUCUCCAAGAUCCCAGGCAGUCUUGUGCGCGGAGGGCUCUUCCAGCCGGGCUCACCAUAUAUCGACGUGAAGAAUGGUAAUUUGAGGCAUACGAAAUCACGUGUGGAACUCGCACAUGCAGAAUUGGUACAUCCGGAUGUCCAGUUUCGCGGAGGAUAUGUGGCCAGUCCGGGUGUAAAGAAGCUUCUCGGAAGCGUUCGUCGUGCGUUGAGCGGCAAGCAGCCAGGCUCUUCAAGCCCGCACUUGGCCAGCGCCUUCCAAUUCAAUCAUGGGGCACCCUCAGCGCGAUCUUCCAACCCUGCUACCGUGUCGACGGUCGCGUCCGGGGUCGUCUCAAAGCGUCGGAACACCCGCCCUCGUCCUCAAGUGCGAGUUGACGUACUUGCCUCUGCGGUCGCUGAAAGCUUCAAGGAAGCAGUGAAAGAGCAGAUGAGGAACGAACAGCAGCGACGGAGCACAAUGCCUACUCCUGCCCUCGGUGGAUUUGAGUUUGAAUUUGAGAAACGCGCGAACAGCAGCCGAGGCCAGAGCCCAUCCACCAAGAACGAAGAUUUUAGGCUCAACAGCGGUAUCACGACUGGGAGCAAGUCCAUAGUCAUCAUGGAUGACACUGGCGCACCACCUGUUCCGAUGAUGACUGGGGCAUUGCCCUUCUCCGAUAAGGAACAUGAUCUCAUCACCUCUGUCCCUGUUGGCUUGACCAGAGUAGCAUCCAUCGACGCAAAACUUGAAGACGGUGAAAAGACCGAAUUGCAUUCCGAGCACAGGGAAGUAGAAGUCCCGCAAGACUGGCAACGAGCCUCUCGCACAUCAAUUCGACCAUCCAUUAUACCUCAAAGACGCUCGGUCUCUCUGGGGAGAGAACGGAUGCAUUCAUUCCGACGACGAGGAUCUACCAAAACUUCAAUGUCACGCCCUGCGUCUCUACGCCGACAUACGUCCCACGCUAGCGGCCUGGGAAGACAGCAGCCCAUCGAGAGCAUUUCCACGUUCAAGACGAUGUCGUCAGACAACGAUCCGUUCCAAUUCGAUCGUCAGUCUUCUAUAAAGGCGCUCAAACCUGCUCGUCAACUACGGCGUCGUCCGGGUGGUGAUCUUCGCGCUGCUGGUAAUGUACAAGAUCUGGAGCAAGGACAACGUCCGCACUCCACGGGAUCUGUAUCGAACCGCACUCAUUCCAUCGCCAAUUCUGUUAUCUUGAAGAGGACAGAUCGCCUCAAUGGGCUUACCAAAGAACCAGAGAAAGAAGUCGAAAGCGAGAGUGAGGGCGAGCUGAAGAGAAAGAAACCGCUCUCUUUGGUCGACACGCACUCGUCACAGCCCAACCUCAGACCUUCCUUCGAAGCUGAAGUAGCUAAGCUAGCAGCUCUGCCGGACGAUAUUGACGACGAUGGCGGAAUUGAGUCUGCGCUGAUGAAACUAGAAGGCAGAUACGAGAAGAAGUCGCCAGACCUGGUGCACACGAGUGCAAACACAUCGCCUCGGCCUGACGUCGAAUCAGGCGCUUUCGCGUCCCCGGCACUGCCGAUAGAGUCGUCAAAUCCUUCUUACAUACCGUCGGAAUAUGAUUCUUCCCAGACUAGAAGCUAUGUCAAGGGAGACGAUGUUUUCCAUCGACCGCUCUCUGCACCGGAAGCCGAAGGCCAACAGAUGUAUCGCCUUUCUGGAGAAGCAUUCAAUCGUCGCGUGCCUCCUGUCAACUCGCAAAUCGAGUCGGAAGAUUCAUACUCUUCCAUCCCUUUGCUCGAUCGAGGUCUGAGCGAUGUUGGUGGUCCUGCACGAGGGCGCGCAUCAACGAUGGACACAAUGAGGCUAUCAGCGAAGCCCGCUCCAUUGAAGCCCAUGAGCCCUGUGUCCCGAUUCGGAGAGCAGUCUGCAAAGCUUACUGCCUCGUCGAAUUCGUCGAUCGAACACAUCAUCAAAACGGACAGCAUGAAGAGGAUCCCAGCAGAUGGCACCAUGCCGAGGUCUUCGGUCGCUCGCGAAUCUUUCCUCCUGGACGAUGACGAGGACCUGAGCGAUCUAGGCUCAGCCAGAAGAACUAUGUCAAAUGACAGUCACGGCGUUCGAAGUUUCUUCGAGGACGAGACCCCUGUUGGCGACAAAGAUGAAUUCCUACCUACACAUCCAAUGCGACAUCCACCUACUCCCCCGCUUACAGCCAACCGGCUGAACGACCUGCCUCAAGUCGACACCACAGUUUUCGAAAAAGGCCUUCCUACACCGGGUUUGACGCCGACUUCUCGCCUCAACGGGCAAUCUUUCGAGAUGCUCGGCCAGUCGCCAGUCUUUAAACCACAGGAGGUCAAACAAGAAAGUCCAGUGGCGGAGCCUCCGCACUUCCCAUUCAUUCUCGCAUACGACUCCGAGACCCUUGCGCAACAAUUUACCAUCAUCGAGAAGGAUGCUCUAGAUGAGAUUGACUGGAGGGAGCUCAUCGAGCUUCGGUGGAAACAAUCUUCUCCACAGAUCUCCGAUUGGGUGCAGUACUUGCGCACACAAGAGGCAAGAGGCGUCGACGUCGUCAUUGCUCGAUUCAACCUGGUUGUCAAGUGGGCUGUCUCGGAGAUCGUCCUUACGGAAAGCAUCGAGGAACGAGCUCGAUGCAUCGUCAAGUACAUUCAUAUUGCUUCACAUACCCGACGACUGCGAAAUUACGCGACAAUGUACCAGCUCACUAUCGCUCUUCUGUCUAACGACGUCUCUCGCAUGCGCAAGACCUGGUCACUGGUUCCCCCCGCUGAACUGCAAACCAUGAGAGAACUGGAAGCGCUCGUGCAACCCCUACGGAAUUUCCACAACCUGCGCGUAGAGAUGGAGACAGCGACCGUUGAGGAGGGCUGCAUUCCUUUCAUUGGCAUAUACACACGAGAUCUGAUCUACAACGCGCAGAAGCCUGCAUUCAUCGAUGCACCCCCUGCAGCUGGAGAAAAACUGGUCAACUUCGAACGACACCACACGGCCGCCACGAUAGUCAAAAGUCUUUUGCGCCUCCUCGAAGCGAGUUCCCAAUACACAUUCAACGUCGAGCCCAACAUCAUUAGCAAAUGUCUCUGGAUGGCUGCCCUCAGCGACGACGAGAUCGCGAAGCGCAGCCGCCAGCACGAAUGA
Molecule: messenger RNA, 5187 nt
Organism: Didymosphaeria variabile
Lineage: Eukaryota; Fungi; Ascomycota; Dothideomycetes; Pleosporales; Didymosphaeriaceae
Gene: LTE1
Product: Guanine nucleotide exchange factor lte1
Exons: 3
Coding region: 1-5187 (1728 amino acids)
Biological process (GO): Ras protein signal transduction; positive regulation of GTPase activity
Cellular component (GO): plasma membrane
Molecular function (GO): guanyl-nucleotide exchange factor activity
Source: RefSeq, a predicted model, not a curated record